AUGCGCAAGGAGGUCGAACCCAAGGAGGAGCAUUUUGCUGAGGAUUUGAAAGAGAAGAAGGCUCAAGAGAAAAUUGGCAGUGCACUUGUACACACCCCAAUAGUUAUGGAAGAGCCUGAAGUGUUAGAGAAGAAGCCUCCCUAUAUGGCCUAUCGAAAAAGCGUAUUCUCAGAGAAGAAGACCCUGAGGGAAGAUGAAAUUGUGGUGCUGACUAAGGAGUGCAAUGCACUAGUGCAAAAGAAGCUACCUCAGAAACUGCCAGAUCCCGGAAGCUUCUUGCUUCCUUGCACUAUAGGGAGCAUCACAUUCGAGAAGGCACUAUGUGAUCUUGGAUCAAGUAUAAAUCUGAUGUCUCUCUUUAUGAUGAAGAAGCUGGGGAUCCAAGAGGCGCACCCCACAAGAAUCUCAUUGGAGAUGGCAGACAAGUCCCUGAAGCAAGCAUAUGGAUUGGUGGAGAACGUCCUAGUAAAGGUUGAAGACCUUUACCUCCCUGCAGACUUCGUGAUACUUAACACCGGAGAGGAAAAGGAUGACUCCAUCAUCCUAGGAAGGCCAUUCCUAGCUACUGAGAGAGCCAUGAUUGAGGUAGAGAGAACAGAGUUAUGCCUGAGGAUGCAUGAGGAAUAUUUGCUGUUCAAAAUUCUUAAGCAUCAACCUCUUUCUGACAAAGAUGGUACUAGCAUGCAGAGCUCAGCACUCAAGCCGCCUCAUUCAGCGGAAAGCCAUACAGAAUCCCCUGACAUCAAACCUAAGUUUGGUGUUGGAGAUUCACCACCCACCAGUGAAUGA
Arachis duranensis is the source of this 789-nucleotide messenger RNA. RefSeq lists its product as uncharacterized. Lineage: Eukaryota; Viridiplantae; Streptophyta; Magnoliopsida; Fabales; Fabaceae. The coding region runs from base 1 to 789 and encodes 262 amino acids. The transcript is spliced from 2 exons. The record is from RefSeq and is a predicted model, not a curated record.